CAAAAGUUUUCUUACCCCAUCCAACCAACAACUUCUUGCAGCCCCGUCCGCACCAACUCAACACCCCCAUUGUCUGCCCACCUAUGCCUCCUCGGCCGAAGAACGGAUUAUUAUGAUAAGGCCUCGUACAGGGCUCGCUGCACCAUCGCAGAGCACUCUUCGUUACCUGCGCCAAAUUGUGUUCCCACGCCACGACCACCGCCACCAAUCCCACCACCACAAUGGUAUCUCGAACCAUUGCCUUCGAGCCGCAGGGCAGCACGGAAUCCAACACGGACAGAGAAACCUACACGCCGCAGCGGUUACGGGCAUUCGUGGGAGCGGACGCUACGGUCACAACAUCGGGCACGGCAAAGCCCCGGCACCCCCGAGAACGACACCCCCGAGAACCACCCCUGCCGCCGCCGCCACCACCUCCACCGAUUCCGACAGAACUACAAAGCCAACCGGCACUCCCAAAGACAAAAAGGCGAAGAAGUCACAUCCGGAAGAUGCGGGGCGGCCUCGGCAGACACGAUGGGAAGACUCUUUCCUGGACCGGCAGACUACACAGGAGGGGCAGGAAUGGUUCCGGCAGUAUGUCCUGCUCAUACAGGCUGGGAACUUGGAGGAGGCGAAGGCGCUGUUUUUCGAAGCCAGGGCCGAGGGAGUUCACGAGUCUAUUGUGCAGAAGGCUGGCAUAUACCUCAUGGACACCUACAACCGAGUUUUGAAGCACGCCGAGGCACCCGCAAUAUUUCAACAUUUGUCAUUAUACCCACCGUUCGUCGGCGCCCGCAGCCUUAACUUGUGUCUCGAGUCGUAUUUGAUUCGGAAGGACUACGUUAAGUUUAUCACUACGUUUAAGCACUACUCCCGGAUGCAGGUUGUGAAGCCUGACCACAAGACUUACGAGCUUUUUAUAAAGUGUCUGGUCAAGGUUGGUGGUAUUUCGGAGGCACGAGACGUCAUGAAGGUGCUGGAAGACCAACGGAAGCCAGUGACGGAGAGUGCCUUUGCCGCAUUCCUAGCGGGUGUCCGAGACAAGACCGCUUCGUUUACCGAACUGGAGCAGGACUUUGAGUGGAUCAGAUCGCGGAAAAAGAUCGCUGCACCGGCGCUAUACAACAUCAUGAUCGAGGAGGCGCUCUCAUAUGGAAAGCCCCGGCUCGCGAGGCAGUACGUCGAUAUGAUGAUUCAGGACGGCGUUAAGCCUGAUGACAGGACGUUCGCUACAUUCCUGCUGAUGCAGGCGGGUGGCGGGGAUUGGGAGGGGGUCCGCAAGGCGAUGACAGAGGUGACGAAGAAGGGGAUGCAGUUGUCCCGAAGGACGCUGAAUUCGUUACUGGAUACUUACGUCGAUAUCGAUGGGAUUAAUGGGUUGGAGGAUUUCUUCGAUGUGCUCUCCAAGGAGUCUCGGUUUCCAUCACCGGCAUCCUUCAACAUCAUGAUCAGGGCCCAUCUGCAGGCGGUGAAUGAGGACGGAGUGAUGUAUUGGGUUGAAAAGAUGCGGGAAGCCGGGUUGGAACCCACGGCAGCUACUUUCAACACCUUUUUCCACGAUCUACGAUGCUCCAACGUGCCUCGCGAACUGAUGUACCGAGUCUAUCAUACAGUAUUUCACAUGGACCGGAACAGAGUUGAUGAGAUAUCACGUGAUAUCCUUCACCGAAGCGUACAUCCAGUGGAAAAGACGAUAGAACCACCGCCUUCUCUAAGCGUCAUCGCUCCCGAAGUAGCAAUGCAAAGCGCCGACGUGAUGAAGGAGAUGCGCACAGCUUUGCAGUACGGGCGCGUCCGCGAGACUCUCAAUAUCUUUCGAGAGGCUUCCGCUCACGUCGCUUUGUCCAAGGAGGUCAUUACGCUGCUCGCCCGCGCAUAUGUGCUCCUCCCCGAUGAUUUGAUCGAUCUACCAUCGGUGCUUCCCCGGGACCGCGAUCGCGCAUCCCAGAUCAAGGAGGGUGUCGUCGGACAAUUAAUCUUCCUCGUUAAGGACGAAGCGGAAAAAACACCAGUGGUGUACAGCUCCAUCCUUCAGCUCAUCUACGGACUAUACAAGUUCAUGGAAGGCAACGAUCUCUCGAUUUCUCACAACAUCGCGAAUCAAGCGGCGGCAGUCUUGACCAGCCGCCAGGAUAUGGUUGGCGCGCUCCAUAUCAUGAACGAAGUCUCUAAAACCCGAUGGGGCCGACGUACAGGCUGGGACCUUGCCGGGCUGACAGCCCUACUCCACGCAUACUGCCUCAUGUACGAUCUUCGCGGGAUGCGCUGGGUCGUAAACCGCCUAGUCGAAGGCCGGGAAGUAUCCGACGAACGCUUCCACAUCUACCUCAACGCUGCGGCCAAAAACUCGAAUUCGCGCGAGUUCCGUGAGGGUACUGCCGAGCUGCUGAUGAUAUGCCGUAGGCAUAGGAGCAAGUUGUGGGGUACACUGAAGCGGCGGGCUUCGACCAUCGUCGGUGUAAUGGAUCCCAGACAUCCGCCACAAAAUCUACAGCAGCGGAUCGAUCAGCAGCUGCUGCAACAAUCCUCUUCCCCAUCCCAACAAAUCGAUGAUUACGAUUGGGGUGACCUAGACGAUUGGGCGGAUGAUGGCGCAAGCGGGGAUAUUCCUCCCGCGGCGGCGCCGGAGACGACGACGACAACGACGACGACGACGGACAAGGUGGAAUGAUAGACUUGGUGGGUGGGUGGGCGUGGGCAUGGACGGCGUUGUUUGUUUCCUGGUGCUAUUACCUCGUGCCACAUCAUCUUUCUUCUUCUUUGCAGGCGGCUAGGAGUGUUUUUGAUUUUGUUAUAUGUAUAUAUAUGCUUGUUUUUUGGAACUGGUUGUAUCAUAUGUUGUUCUUCCUUUCGGUGUGUGAGCGGUGAGCGGUGAGGGUGUAGAGACGGACUGGC
Messenger RNA from Tricharina praecox, 2877 nucleotides. RefSeq lists its product as uncharacterized. The record is from RefSeq and is a predicted model, not a curated record. The coding region runs from base 113 to 2653 and encodes 846 amino acids. Lineage: Eukaryota; Fungi; Ascomycota; Pezizomycetes; Pezizales; Pyronemataceae. Gene Ontology annotation, molecular function: protein binding. The transcript has a single exon.